AUGCGUUUCGCUGCCAUUAUCGUGAGCCUCGCAGCGUCUGUAACAGCGUCGGCCGUCUUGCCCGUACCGUCCACUCCGCCUCUUCCUGUGGAAGAGGUCCGCUGGCAGGGCGUUGUCGUUCCCGGAAAAGCCGAGGUCGAGGUUUGGGGUGCCAGCUUCGAGGACAUUGAAGCCCAGAUUCGUGAACAGUAUAACCCCAACUUCUCUAUUUACACCGAGGAGAUGCAGGACUCUCCCGGCAGUUGGUAG
Colletotrichum destructivum is the source of this 249-nucleotide messenger RNA. RefSeq lists its product as uncharacterized. NCBI's taxonomy places the organism in Eukaryota, Fungi, Ascomycota, Sordariomycetes, Glomerellales, Glomerellaceae. The transcript is spliced from 2 exons. The record is from RefSeq and is a predicted model, not a curated record. The coding region runs from base 1 to 249 and encodes 82 amino acids.